GCUGUAGUAGUAGUAGUAGUAGACCAGUAGGUAUAGAGAGCAGUGGAGUGGAGUAGCGACACACAGGCGCAAAGACUGCACACACCCAUACGGACUCGCAAGGUGGCUACAGGCAGGCCACGACGCGCGUCAUUCUAUCUCGGCCGGGGGCUGCUCAUGCCUGCCUUUGCGUGUACUCGUGUGCGCGCGCGAAACGCGAUAUUUUGCUUUCCUCCUCGCCAGUACCGCGUGUGCAACCGUAGCGUGCGGAGGCCCUGAGCAGCAACCGACCUAGCGUCUGUCUACUGGCGUUGAAUAAACUCGGCGUAACGCUCGACCUGCUGCUGGAGCAACAGCUACCGACCCAGCUGUACAGGAUAGUAUCGCAUCGACAGUCGAUCCCCCGUGAUUGACUGGAAACGGCCCGAGGCUGAGUAAUAAAAAGAAGGACCGCAAACUGUCGGGCGACGUCGAGAGCGCCAUGCCUGGCUCGCCGGCAACGACCGUGAAAAAUCGAAAGAAAAAUGACAAGAAGGCCGAUAUAGAAGAUCUUGGCGGAAUUUUAGGGGGUUCCGGCACUCUCGGGAUCGCCAUGCGCCAUAGGCCGGAGGAGCUGACCACUCUCGCAGCCAAGACGCGUUUCAGUCGCAAAGAAAUACAGAUGAUUUAUCGGGGAUUCAAGCAGGAAGCGCCGACCGGCUACGUCGAUGAGGACGCUUUCAAGCACAUUUUUUCACAAUUCUUCCCGCAGGGCGAUGCGAGUCAAUAUGCUCACUACGUAUUCAACACGAUAAAGCAAAAGCAGACUAGCGGCAAAAUAAACUUCGAAGAAUUCCUAACAAUCCUGUCGAACAUAUCGCGCGGCACAGUCGAGGAGAAGCUCCAGUGGGUAUUCGGCCUGUACGAUCUUGACGGCGACGGUCUCAUCAGCAAGGAAGAAAUGAUCGACGUAGUUGGCUCGAUUUAUGACAUGCUAGGACGAUACACGACCCCGCACAUCAACGAGCCGCAUCAAGCGGCCCGAGAGCACGUCGAGCGUAUAUUUCACUUGAUUGAUGCCAACAAAGACGGAUUCGUGACGAUCGAUGAAUUGGUCCAAUGGUGUUCUAAGGAUGAGCAUUUAAUGGCCAGCUUCGACACGCUUGAUACCGUACUGUGAAGUGGCAUAAGUUAUCCUCGAAUACAUCAUUUUUAAGUUUACGGCGAGGAUGCCGUUGAUCAACGCAAUAUUUAUGAUGGUUUUGUUCUUUUUAAAAAGCAAAUGCGCCGAGUAAACCACGGCUUUGCUAAUUAUGUCGUAGUAAUAUUGUCACCCUAUGCAUUAUUCGACAUACUUUUCUUUCCUUAACUCUUCGAGCCCGGGAUUUUUUUGACGCUCGCUAUUUCCAUAGAAAAGUGAUCUAAGAUAAUCAACUUAAAACCAGAGCAAGGGUAAAUGUUCGCUGCUUCCCGCGUACACAAGUAGCCCCACGUUCUAAGGCUUAAUAUAUUGUUAUACAUUUCUAGGAAUUGAUAACAAAAGUUCCAAAAUUUGUCCAAAUAAUAAUUUUAAGGCAAUUUUCGCUUCGAUACUAGUUGUUUUAGUUUCUGCAGAAAUUUUGCAGUGUCUUUUCACCUAAAUACAACAAAAAUAAACUAUAAAAAUGACCUUGAUAUGAUUUAAAAAACCAAAAAUUGUUAUCAUUGGAUUACGUAAAGAUUGCCGCAAACGAACCAUGGUUUCAGAACCGUUAGUUCUAAACCUUAAUAUAAAAUAUAAAAAGAACUAAAUUAAAAAAUUUCAAUAAAUGUUAAUUAUCGAAUUGAUAAUACUAUUCUUGGUUUUUGUUUUCUUUUUAAAGACAUAAUAGUAUGAUGUUACGAGUAACGUUGUGAAAAUGUAAAGAGCGUAUUGAAAUAGUUACGAAAAUAGCAUGAAUUGUUUUUUGAGUGUUAACGCAUUUUAAUGUAUAAAAAAUUCACUUUAUGUUUGUGAUUAAUUGCAAACAAGAAAUCUUGAUUUCAUUAGAGAUCUUUACGAUCCAUGUAUUGCAUUUAAUGUAAUAUAAAUUCCAUUAAUGUAAAUAAAAAGUCUAUGAAUACAUUAAAUUUUCAAAAAAUGAUUUUUCAUUAUACCCAUUAAAACGAUAGAAUAUGUUAGUAAAAAAAUGUUCAAUUUUUUUUAAAUAAAAUCAUCUGUAACUUGCUAUAUAAGUAUUUCAAUUUUUGACCACAUCAUUUUGUGAUAUGUAUUAACACACUUUCUUCAUCCAAUAAAUUUUAUAUGAUAAUUUUUUAGAAAAAUUUAUUUCUUACACGUAUAUGUAGUUGAAUCGUUGUUGAUACUUAAUUGUUUGAAAUCUUCUUACGUAUUACGCGUUGAAACUGAAAAAAUUCCUUGGCUCUUCCAAAAUUUCUGAUUUUCAUUUCUAAAAGAAUGUAUAGGGAUUUAUAAAAGAUCUAUAUGGUUUUUUAAAAUUAAUAUCAAACAUUUCUGGAAAUAUUCUGAUAACCCGAGUGAGCGAGGUAAAGCGCUUUUUAAUAUUAAAAAUUAUGAAAUUUUAUGGGAUUGAUAUAAUUUUUCUUUUGUUUUAUCAAAAAAAAUAAUUAGAAAUUUAAAAGAACACGAGCAUGUAUGAUGCCAAAUUUGCAUAUAUUAUAAAAUAUAUCAUUUACCGAUGUUAUAAAAGAUGUACUUAGAUUCUAAUGUUUUAUUAUUUUAUUAGAUUACGUUGACUCUAUAAUGAUACCAAACGUUUUAAUUGAUAUAUAACGGUGUUUUCAUAGCGUUUGUAAAUAAACAUUUUAUCGUCUUAUAACAAUUUAAUUUAAUUAAUUGUUUAACAUAAAGAGAAUUUAAUGAUCUAUUUAUGAACCCAGAGAGUCUUUCAAAAAUGUUCAAAAAUAAAUAUAUGUAUGCAUAUAAUCUAAAAAAAUUAAAAAGCUAUAACUUAAUUUCGUAUAAAAUAAAAUUUAAAGUUUUUUUCAAUAUAAAUCCAUUCAAUAAAGUACUAAUUAGUGUCGUAAGCUCAGGACAUUGUUAAAAUUAAAUAUUAAAUAUAUGGAGAUUUUAGAGAUCGAUUAAUUAAAAAAAUCUAUAUCUUACUAUAUUGAAUAGAAAAAUUAUUUCAAGUUUUAUAUCCCAAUUGAAAGAAAUUGAUAAUUCUAAUAAAAUACCUAAUAAAAUGAUGAAGACACCUUACAAAUCAGGUAUUUAACAGAAUUUAUCAAUCUUUUUCAGUCAGAAAAUCACGAACUAAUUAAAUAUAAGAUGUAUAAAAAAGUAUUAUAUUGUUAUUGUGUCGUUCAAUUCAAAGAUUUCAAAGAUUGUGAAAAACAAAUUAGAAUUGAUACAAAAUAAUUCUUAGCAACUCGCAGACCGACUUACAGUAAACGAUAGUUAAUUAUUGUACACUGAAUAUAUUUCAGUUAUAAGACUCAUACCUUGUUUUUUCAGCUGAUAGAUACUCUGAAAAAUUAUAUAUCCUCUGUAAUUUGUUUAUGGCCAACGUACCUGUUAGAUUAAUUAAUACAAAUUGAUGGAGCAGUAGGUGUAUAAAUAACGAAUUGAAGCAUUAUAAUGUGUAAAUAAAUUUUCAUUAAAUGGUUGUUUGUCUUCUUACUCUACUAAAAAGAUAUUUGAAACUUUUUAGAAAUUGACAUGACGUUACUAAGUACAUUUUUAACAUGCCCAUUUACUAUGAAUGUAUUCUACCAUGUAGUAACUUGCAUUUAAUCCAUUUUACAACAUUUGAAUGUAUAUAGGAAUAAUGUGUAAAUUUUAGAAAAAAAUUAACACUCCCUCGAAUUAAAUUUGAAUUAAUUAUACUAUUAUAAAUACUAUUAUAAAUUAUUUAAGUAAAAAAUACUUGCUCUAAAAAUUUUUUUAUAAAACUUUCAAUUCUUUAAUCAAUUCGAAAAUGUAGCUAAAUGUAUAAAAAUACAUUGAAAAUCUCAUUGCAAUUGAAAAAAAAUCAAAGGCUGAUAACCUUCUAGCAAGUAAUUUUUCAUUACUUUAUUAUAAGAUUACAAAAGAAUCAUUUCUAAAUUGAUUAUUAUUUACAAAUUAAACUUAUUAUUAUUUGUUAAUAAAGAUAAUAAUAAUUGUAUUUCAAUUUGCGAUCGUAAUUUUUAUCAUAACUAAUGGGUUUUAUGGAUUUUUUACUUGAGUAUAGAAAAAUAAUUAUUAAUAUAUACUAUAGAAAUAUGAAUAAUUUCUUUCUCAAAAUUUAAUAUGUAUUAAGCAGGGUGAUGAUUUAGAACCAAAAUCGUCAAGAAUGUGUCAUAAAUUUACAGCAAUAAACAUUAUUUAAGAGUGAUAA
Molecule: messenger RNA, 4280 nt
Organism: Trichogramma pretiosum
Lineage: Eukaryota; Metazoa; Arthropoda; Insecta; Hymenoptera; Trichogrammatidae
Product: calsenilin-like
Exons: 5
Coding region: 461-1138 (225 amino acids)
Molecular function (GO): calcium ion binding
Source: RefSeq, a predicted model, not a curated record